Messenger RNA from Nannospalax galili (Upper Galilee mountains blind mole rat), 1470 nucleotides. RefSeq names its product MAGE family member H1 (gene Mageh1). Lineage: Eukaryota; Metazoa; Chordata; Mammalia; Rodentia; Spalacidae. Gene Ontology annotation, cellular component: nucleus. Bases 261 to 920 code for a protein of 219 amino acids. Gene Ontology annotation, biological process: negative regulation of transcription by RNA polymerase II. The transcript has a single exon. The record is from RefSeq and is a predicted model, not a curated record.
AGUGCGUGGCAGGAGAGGCGGAGCCAACGCCGCUCAGCCUUCUCGCGUGCUUUGAGCGCGGGUGGCAACUGCUUGCGCAAGUCAGCUAGCGUGGGAAGGGGCUUUGUGGCUGAAAUCGGCUCGUUGGUCGGUACAAAGACUCCACUGGCGUUUGUGGCUCUGCGGCCCACUCUUCUUAAAGUACAGCUAGCAACUUUACACCGACGCAGCAGACAUCUUGCUCUGGGACUGCUGCGGGCUCUGAGCACCUAGGUAGAGACAUGCCUCGCGGACGGAAGAGUAGGCGCCGCCGGAACGCAAGGGCGGCUGAAGAGAACCGCAACAAUCGCAAGAUUCAGGCCUCGGAGGCCUCUGAGACCCCGAUGGCGACCUCUGUGGUCCCCAGCACACCAGAAGACUACCUGAGCGGCCCAGAAGAAGACACGAGCACUCCCGAGGAGGCCUCCACCACCCCCGAAGAAGCCGCGAGCACUGUCCUGGUGCAAAAGCCUUCAGUUUCCCGGAGCAAUUUUCAAGGCACCAAGAAAAGUCUCCUAAUGUCCAUACUAGCCCUCAUCUUCAUCAUGGGCAACAGCGCCAAGGAGGCCCUGGUCUGGAAAGUGCUGGGGAAGUUAGGGAUGCAGCCUGGGCGGCAGCACAGCAUCUUUGGAGAUCCGAAGAAGGUCGUUACAGAAGAGUUUGUGCGCAGAGGGUAUCUGAUUUAUAAGCCAGUACCCCGCAGCAGUCCAGUGGAGUACGAGUUCUUCUGGGGUCCUCGAGCACACGUGGAAUCCAGCAAGCUGAAAGUCAUGCAUUUCGUGGCAAGAGUUCGUAACCGAUGCUCCAAAGACUGGCCAUGUAACUAUGAUUGGGAUUCCGAUGAUGAUGCAGAGGUUGAGGCUAUCCUCAAUUCAGGUGCUAGGAGUUUUUCCACUCCAUAGAAAUAUCUGAGGCAGACCCUUGGAAGUGGAAAUAAAAAAACACUCCAAGGUAGUCCAUGGAGUAGAUAGCCUGGGUCCUGAGUUCAAAAUGAUACGGAGGGUGGGGAGGGCACUGUAUUGAGUAUUUGUGAUCAGUACAAAUUUUUAACUGCAAAAUAUAGUGUUUGCUUUAGAUACUGUAAACUUGUAAUCAUUUUAUAAUACUGUUAAGGAUCACAAUAUGUUUAAAUACAUAAAUGAAGCAUUUAUGUUAUUUUUCCUGUCAUUGCUAUUUGAUAUAGCAUUGUUGCUAACCUUAUAAAAUGAAGCCCUUCAGUUAUGCUCUGUGAUAUAAAAAUUGGUAUCGUUGAAAGAGGUUCUUUUUUCAAAGAACUGGUUCGGGGUAUACUGGUUCGGGAUAACCUGUAUAAUGUGAGAGGAAGAAGAGGAUGGAGUUGUUCUCUUACACAUCUGAAAAGCUGAUCUGUGUCUGAUGUCUUGUAAAGAAACGCAUUACUUGUGAAUAUGUUCACUGCACAACGUAAUAGAAAUAAAAGCAUAGUAACUAGUA